Aphis gossypii (cotton aphid) is the source of this 822-nucleotide messenger RNA. RefSeq names its product zinc finger MYM-type protein 1-like. The record is from RefSeq and is a predicted model, not a curated record. Lineage: Eukaryota; Metazoa; Arthropoda; Insecta; Hemiptera; Aphididae. The transcript has a single exon. The coding region runs from base 1 to 822 and encodes 273 amino acids.
AUGUCAAUCGAUAAAAUUAUUGAUACUGAAAAAUCUAAACAAGUGUUACAAAAUCGAAAAAAUAUAAUGCCGAUAAUUGAAGCAAUUAUCCUGUGUGGUCGUCAAAAUCUAGCACUAAGGGGACACCGCGAUUUUGGAAAGAUUGAAAUAGACUCUUCAAACAAUGAGGGUAACUUCAGAGAAAUUUUACGUUAUCGUGCCAAGGGUGAUAUUGAAAUGCAAGCCUAUUUGGAAGGUCCUGGAAAAAUGAAGUAUAUUAGUCAUCGAAGCCAAAAUGACAUGAUUGAUGCUUGUAAUAAGGUUUUAUUAAAUAAAGUGGUUUCUAAAGUCAACGCGGCAAAAUGCUUUUCAAUUCUUGCUGACGAAACUGCUGACAUUUCAGGAAUCGAGCAAGUAUCUUUAUGCGUUAGAUAUAUUGAACUGAAUACAUUGACUCUUACUGAAGAAUUUUUGCAAUUUAUUCCAACAUCUGAUAUGACGGGAAAGGGAAUAGCCAAUUUAAUCUUAGAAAGUCUUAAGCAAUUUGGAGUUGAUACAAAAUAUUUACGUGGACAAGGUUAUGAUGGGGCAGCAGCGAUGUCAGGAAAAUAUAACGGUGUCCAAGCUCACACAAGAGAAAUAUAUCCAAACGCCAUUUAUGUGCAUUGCUCUGCUCACUCGCUAAAUUUGGCCGUUUCCAAAUCUUGUAGUGUUCCAGAAAUUCGUGAUUGUUUGGGAAUAAUUGGGAAAAUUCGUGAUUUUUUUAUCUUUCCAAAAAGAAAAUUCAUCUUAACAUCAAAAAUUGAUAGCUCUUCACUAUCUGAAACAAAAAAAAAACGCUAA